AUGCGAAUUUUAAUAAUUAAUUGCUAUGAUAACAAAGACCUAGAAAAAUUUUAGCAUUUCCAAUUUCAUGUCAUGAAAUAUUUAGCUGAAUAAAAAGAGUUAAUAGACACAGAAAACGAAUUUUAUGUUCGCAAUAGGGAUACCAUUGAGGAUUUCCUAUAUGAAGUAGAAAGCUCUUAUGUGAAGAAGGAAUCAGCUCUAAAAUUCGAUCAACUUGAUGUGAUAUUCAUUAUUGGAGAUUGCCAUACACGACCUUGGGCUGUUCAUAUGGGUAUGGAUUACGGAUUUACAGUUAGCAAAAAUAUUGGUUUUGUUGAGGAUGAGUUUGAGAGUAUAGAAGUUACUAUUUGCCUCGGGAUUUGCCAUGCAAGCCUUAAGUACUACCUUAUUAAUAUACAUAAGCCUAUAAACCUAAUCAAUUAGAAUGGGGGAAAAUUAUCAGAUCUAAGGGAAUUAAAGAUCCAAAUAUAGCAAAGUGAUAUGUUUUUGGAAAACACGUCAGGAGAUUUAUAUGUAUUUAAUUAUGAAUCCUCUGAAUGGAUUCCAAAGUUAAAUGUUGGCAUCCAUUUAAGGAGUGCAGCCCAAGAGUUCUAAUCCAUAGGUAGGUAUGUUGUUAAGGCUCCUAUCUACAAACCUAAGUAAAUGGGCUCGUUUAUAAGUAAAAACAAAAACACUGAAACAGUUGUUUCAAUAAGAAAUGUAUACUUAUAGCAUUGGGCAUUUAAAGAUAUAGAAUCCCGAUUUUUAGCUCCAUUAUUGAAUAGAUGGGAUGUGCACAAUUUCUAAUUCAAUAAUUCGGAAAAGAAAUUUAUUUGCCUUGCAGAAAGUGAUGAAGGACCGUCUAUAAUCGAAUAUCCAAAAGCUUUGGCAUGCAUGUUUGAAACUGAUACCAAGUAUCCUUUCACAAAUACAUUGCUAAAAAACUUUGUUUAAUAUGCAAUGUACAAUAUAAAAAUCUCAAAUGCCUCGAAACCUUUCGAUUCAAUUGAAAACUACCAUAAAGUUAAUACAAAAACCUCAUCGAUUUUAGAUCUCUUAAAAAACAAUAAUAAUUAGAACCAAAAGAAAAGUACUCUCGAAUUAAUGCAAAUUAGAGGCAAAAAUGGAAUAGCUUCUUAAAGUCAAUAGAAAUUGGCUCAUGCUUAAGAGGAAUAAAAGUUAUAAUCAAUGUAGAAUAAUCUAAAAAGAAGGAGCAGCAUAGCACAUGUCGGAUUUACACUAAAUAAAAAUGUACCUAUAAGAACAGUAGAAGUAAAUGCUGUCGGAAAAAGAAAGAUCAAAUACUAACAGGGAUAAUAGCAUUCAAGAAAGAUAAGUGCUGAUGAGGCAUAUUUAAAAUCAAUAAGAGAUAGCGAGGACGACAUUUUUAAUGAACCAGAAAUCAUAUAGAAAACACAAAUAUUAAAGACACCUAGCCAAUCGGAAAUAAGAAAAUUGUUGCAUCCAGAAAUAUCUAAAUCUUGUUUGGAAGUCAAAGAAAUUUGGAUUCCAGGUCAUCUAUCCGAAUAUCAAAAAACCUAAGGAGAUAAAAGAAUAGGUAAGAUUGGAGGAUCUUUUCAAUCUACUUAAAUGAAGAGAUGGAUUUGA
Molecule: messenger RNA, 1587 nt
Organism: Paramecium tetraurelia
Lineage: Eukaryota; Ciliophora; Oligohymenophorea; Peniculida; Parameciidae
Exons: 5
Source: RefSeq, a predicted model, not a curated record